AGAAUUGGUGGAACUGUGUGCAUGCCCUGGACCUAAGACCAUUCAGAUACUCUUUGGGACCCCAGCAGAAGAAAUCCUGAAAUAGGGACUGUGGCCUUUGCUCAUAGACUUGCUUGUGUCACUAAUAGAAGUCUGCAAAAGCAGGAUUCUCUUUAGGUCUCCAGGGCAACAGGCCAGGUGACCAAUCAAGUCCUAGGCCCAGGGUCAUUGUUGGAGGCAUAAAUGUUGCUAUGACUACUGAAACCUCGGUGACUGAACUAAACAGAAAGGAGAGCCUGCCCAGUCUCCUAAGACCAUAUCAAGCAAGUCUGUAGACAUGUCUAUGGAAAAGAUGACAAAAGUAGAAGAGAAUUUUCAAAGGGCUAUGAGUCUUAAGAAGAUGGUCGACAGAUGGCAAAAUUCACAUACUAACUGUCUGUGGCAAAUGACAUUGAGCCAGAGAAGAAACCCAUAUGCCACCCUAAGGAUGCAGGAGACCAUGGUACAGGAAUUGGCACUGGCCAACAAGCAACUACUGAUGGUCCGUCAAGCUGCCCUGCACCAGCUAUUUGAAAAGGAGUAUCAGCAGUACCAGCAGGAACUAAAUCAGAUGGGCAAAGCUUUUUAUGUGGAGAGAGACUGACAGCACCCAAAACACCGUUCUUCCAUUCCCAUCAUGUCUGCUAACCUAGCCUUCUUGAGCGUCUACCGCCUUGAACUUCCUUCUCAAUACAUUCCUGGAUCUAGUGUGCCUAGGACUCCCACUCUUGACCUCUUCACUUUCAUGUCGACCCCCUGCUGCUAUUUGGAAAACAAUCUAUGAAACAAUGGUUAAAAACAAGAGUGACGCCUUGUGGUCAGACUGGGAAAUACAGUGUUGAUGUAAGGGGGCGGGGAAUGGGGUAGGUGGACAAUGUGAUUUGAGAAUUGAGAAUCCCAAUUUGGUUUAACAAAUAAAGCUAGCUCUUAAAGGUU
Molecule: messenger RNA, 954 nt
Organism: Lemur catta (Ring-tailed lemur)
Lineage: Eukaryota; Metazoa; Chordata; Mammalia; Primates; Lemuridae
Gene: CFAP141
Product: cilia and flagella associated protein 141
Exons: 4
Coding region: 317-622 (101 amino acids)
Source: RefSeq, a predicted model, not a curated record